AUGAUAAUACCUAUACAUGGACCAAAUGGAGAAGUAGAUGAAUGGUUGUUGAUCGAAUUACAGGGUGACGUUCUAUCUAAGACAGGAGAUCCUCUGGCAGGAAGAAAUUUGGGUGAUCUGCAUUUCUCACGACAGAAUGGUGAUCCGGUUUUCUUGAUUGGUCAUCAUGUGCUUUUUGGUAAAUUACAUGACCUGGAAAAGCCUUUACUUAUCACCAAAAAGUGUACUACCUCUGGGACAUUGAGUUAUGAAGUCGUUUCUGUUAUUCGACGUAAAUUACUGUUCAAGACCCGGCCUAAACCAAUCAUUUCAUCAAUUCCUAAAAAGAUUUAA
Trichobilharzia szidati is the source of this 333-nucleotide messenger RNA. The record is from the annotation of a GenBank genome assembly. Lineage: Eukaryota; Metazoa; Platyhelminthes; Trematoda; Strigeidida; Schistosomatidae.